This is a messenger RNA of Galleria mellonella (greater wax moth), 2527 nucleotides long. RefSeq names its product transmembrane protein 183 (gene fsd). NCBI's taxonomy places the organism in Eukaryota, Metazoa, Arthropoda, Insecta, Lepidoptera, Pyralidae. The record is from RefSeq and is a predicted model, not a curated record. The transcript is spliced from 3 exons. Gene Ontology annotation, cellular component: SCF ubiquitin ligase complex. Bases 232 to 1278 code for a protein of 348 amino acids. Gene Ontology annotation, biological process: regulation of protein stability.
ACCAAAUCUUGUAAUAUAUUAAUUUUUUAAUUUAACUUUUUUUCAAUUUCUUGACAACAUUCGAAUAGUCUAAACAAAAGUAGUAUAAUCUGUCAGAAAAUUAAUAAUACCUGUGAAAUAAAUGUAAUAAUAAUAAUAGGUGUAUUUUACUAUGAAACAAUAGAUUGUAACAAUUUGAAUGCAGAUCCUUGAUCAGCGUGGUUUUCGCUGCUUAAUCAGUAAAGUAUUUAAAUGCCUAAGAAAAAAAACCAAAAGAAAAACAAUAUGGAUGUAACCAUAAAUGAUUGUGCAAAUGCGCUAAAACCUGUGAGCAGGAUUAAAAAGUCAAUGUCAACAGAUCAGGCUCCUGUAACCUUGGAUGUUUCCUGGGACCACAUAGAAGAUGAAGAUUUUGAUAUUGUAGAGGAAAUAAAUGCUGAUGGUACAAAGAACUUUGUCUACAAGGAGAAACGAACAAGAAGCUAUUAUAAAUCUAACAGAGAUAAUCGUCCAGGCAUUGUUUACCCAGAAAUUGUCUGGUAUUUCAUAUCAGCACAUAUAAAACCAGAAGAUGUUGGCCGUUUCGCCGGCAUCAAUAAAGCUACAUAUGCAAUCACAAAACGAGAAUCAUUUUGGCGGGGUUUGUACAAACGUUACUGUGCAGAUGAUCCUAGAUUACCUCAGAAGUUGCGCAUAGAGAAUAGUUUUAAGGUUUAUGGAUUACGUCAGAGGGUAAUUAGAGCUCUGUAUCAUACAUACCAUGUAUUUGUGGAGAAAGUAGUUCAACAAGCUAUACAUGACAGCAGACCUCACCAGUUGGUGAGACGUAAAUGUGUUAAUGUAUGGUUUCGUAGGAAAGGCCCUCAUUGGGCAAUAUAUUUCAAGCUUAAGAAGCCUAGUUUAAUGGAGAGAUUGCAUACUGAUGUUGAUUUCCUGGAGGAGUUAGGAAGAAUAGAUGCAAACCCUGAAGAAAAUUCACAAGUAUUACAGGUUACCUGUAAGAAUUUUUUCGAAGUGCCACCUUUGAUGGGGAUGACACUAUCGUCACUCAGCAUCGUGUUGUCACAAGGGUUCCGGCACCAUCGUCUCCACCUUGGCUUCAACACGGGCAGCUAUUAUUGUAACGACAUCCUUCCAGAAUAUUCCGUUGUAUUGGACACGGUUGUUAACAUAAUAGUGUUUGAUUGGUGGCACCCCAAGUACCCAGACUUCGAUGACACUCUCCCUUCCAACAUCAAGGAUGACGAGUCAGUGCCAGUGUUGAAGAAUGAUUUUUUUACAAUUAAAGAUUAUGAUUAGAGUUGAGCAAAAUCAUUAGCAAUUUUUAAUAUAUUUAUGCCCAUUUCUGAUCUUUAUGUAUGUGUACUAAUGAUUAUCAGAAAGUUGGGAAUCUAACUCACACAGUGUCUGUAGUGGGAUCAGAAAGAAAAAAGAAAUUAUUUUAAUCAGGUAAAUUUAAAUUUAAGUAUUUUUUGAUUGUAAUUUUUUUUUUAUAAUUCUGUUGCCUAUUCGGGACGUAAUUUUAGUUAAGAAUGGCCAGAUCUUAAGAUUAGCUUGUUUAGGUGAAGCAACUGUAAAGAGAUGAAGUGACUUUUUUUAUAAUUUUAAAAGUAAAUGCAUGUCAUCGCAUUACUUCACCAUGUCUUAUAAAUCAUAAACCUUGCAGCGUGAAACUCUUAAGCCAUUUGUUAUUUUAUACAGAAAACUCUCGUUAGUAAUGUCUCGUCACUCACAACAGAUAUAUUCAGCUGCCAAAAGGCAUUUGAUUAACAAUGCGUAUGUUUUUAUCACUAUAUAUAUAUAUAUAUAUAUAUGUUUUUAUUAAAAAAAAGCCGGUUAAGUGCGAGUUGUACUUGCUCAACAAGGGUUACGUACAAAAUCAUCAAGUUAAUAUUUUUUUUGUGAAAAAUCUACAAAUUUACAGUUUUUGGAUUUUUUCCUUUACUUGUAUCACAUGACAUUGCUUCCAAAUUUCAUGAUUCUAGGUCAACGGAAAGUACCCUAUAGGUUUUGAUUCUCUCUGCGAAUAUCAAAAUAUGUGAUAUAGGUAAAUAGAACAUAAAUGGCCGUAUCUUUUGAUUGCGUCGAUUUAUUAGCUUGAUUUUUUCAACUUGAUACCUUCAUGCGUCCCUAAGAAAAAGGGUCUCGACACACGGACAACGAAGUGAUCCCAUAAGCGUUCCGUUUUUCCUAUAGAAGUACGGAAUCCUAAAAACCAACGGCUGUAUAAUUUUAUUUAAAUAAAUACUUAAUUUUUUAAAGCUAUAUAUAUUUGAUUAAGUUUAUUAGCAGAUUCAUUCAACUCCGUUUUGGUAAUUUGCUAUUAAAAUCCUUUUGAAUCGAAAAUAUGUUUAAUUUAAAAAAACAUAUUUUACAAAAUCAUAAACUUAUCAGCCGAAUAAGUGUUUUUUUAAUUAAUAACAACUGAGUGACGAGAUUUUGUCUUAAGCUAAGAAACUAUUGGGGUGUAGUGAGAGCGUAGUCGAAGUUUACUACUCAUUUUUAUAAUUAUGUGAUAUAAAAUAUAUAGUUUUAUAAUGAGCAAUAA